Condylostylus longicornis is the source of this 558-nucleotide messenger RNA. RefSeq lists its product as uncharacterized. The coding region runs from base 68 to 391 and encodes 107 amino acids. The record is from RefSeq and is a predicted model, not a curated record. The transcript has a single exon. NCBI's taxonomy places the organism in Eukaryota, Metazoa, Arthropoda, Insecta, Diptera, Dolichopodidae.
CAUUUCAACUUUUAAACAAUAAUUACCUAUUUUUUAUUAUUAAAAAGCGAAACUCGAAAUUUCUAAAAUGAAAUUCUUAAUUUUACUAUCACUCUUCAGUUUAGCUGCUUUAGUUGCAUCAGAUGGUGCACAAUGGGGUUCAAGACAACCAAAUGAUCGUUUAUUGGAAGUUAGAACAUAUACAAAAGGAUCAUUCCCAUUGAAAAAAGUCACCAUGAAUGUUGAAUAUAGAGGAUUCACCCCGAUCACUUUUAUAAGAGCUAUUGAUAAUUCAUCUGGUGGCAAUGCAUCAAUUUUAAGUGGCGGUGUUGGUUCAACAAAUGCUGUUGUUCGUUUAAAAUCUGGUCGUGGUAAAAAAUUAAAUUUCACUAUUGAAAUUUAUGGCAGAUAAAUAACUAUUUAAUAUUUAAAUGGAAUUGUAAUUUGAUUACUAAUUUUAGAAUAUAAAAAAAUUAAAAUGUAAAACGACAUGCAAGAAAUUUAUAAUUGUAUAACAACAAAGGCAAUAGUUUUAUAAUACCUAUAUAAUAAUUUAGUAUAUAGAUAAAGCAAUUAAAA